AUUUUGCAUCUCUCUUUCGCCUUCUUUUUCCUUCUUGUCUAUUUUCCCUCUUUCCUUCCUGUAGCCCGUCGAUCCUCUCGGUCCCUGGUCCCGAACUCUAAACCCUAGUGCAUAUCCAACACAUAAUCACUCGUAUACUUUACAACAUUUGUUGUUCCAGGACACCCUCACUUUUAAUACACAGACUUCAUUUGUCCCAACCUCAAACCUGUCUUCGCCACAGAGACAAUUUAAUUCAAUUCUCUUAGUAUUUACCGGAAUAUAAUCUCAGCCUCUGUAGCCACCAUGACCAACAGUAACACCAGCCAUCACACCCAGCAACUCACCGAGGACAUGACGACACUUGCAGAAGAAGUAGCCAUUUCAGAACAAGGAAAGCAACUUCGAGAAAACUUGGUAACUCGCGUGCAGGGUAUCCUCAAUACAGAAUGGCCAAAGGAAACCAAGAUUGAGAUCUUUGGCUCAUUCGCAUCAGGACUCGCAACCGAUUCCAGUGAUCUUGACUUGGUAAUUCUUCCUGCUUUGCAUGAUCAAGGCCAGGAUUUGACAACGCCUGGUCGGUUCCAGGAUUUGUUUGUCUUGAAGACCCUAUUCCAGCGCUACAGCAUGAAGGACGUUGAAGUGAUUCAAGGGGCACGGGUCCCUAUCCUGAAGUUUACGGAUCACAAGACGGCCAUCAGGGUAGAUGUUAAUUAUGGCCAAUAUACCGGUCUCUAUAAUACUCGAUUGAUUGAAUCCUACGUCCGAAUCGAUGAACGCGUCAAGACAUUCCUUUAUGUCCUCAAGGCCUUCGUCAAGGCACGCGGAAUCAAUGAGCCAGCCUUGGGAUCGCUUAGUAGUUAUUGUUACAUCCUUAUGGCCAUCUCUUACUUUCAGACCCUUCUCAUCCCUGUUCUUCCCUCUUUGCAGGACCCACACUUGAUCCCCCAUACUGUGCCCAAUCCAGGACCCUAUGGAUCAAUACAGAUGGUCAAUGUAGCUUUCACAGACCCAUCGAGAAUUCGGCCAUGUAUUCCACGGAAUAGCAUGACGCUUGGAGAGUUGUUCUUGGGAUUUCUGGAAUAUUAUGGAAGUAAAUUUGAGUAUACAAAGUCAUGUGUGAGCAUCCGGUGUGGUGGGGUUGUCCCUCGAGAGGAAGUUCCCUCUAGCUGGGCACGACACGCAUUUGUGGUGGAGGAUCCAUUUAUCCUUGACUUUAAUGCCGCAGGUGCCAGGCAAGAUAUGAUGAACGUCAUCCGACAUGAAUUCCAAGCUGCAGUACAGGCCUUAAAGGACGGUCGUGGGUUAGGUGCGAUCCUCACUACACGGCAGCCGUACAAGUUUUAAUAAGCAGUUCAAGGAUGGAAAGCUUAGCCAUAUGACACGCAGCCAUAUGCACGCAGGCGUG
Messenger RNA from Lobosporangium transversale, 1387 nucleotides. RefSeq lists its product as hypothetical. Gene Ontology annotation, biological process: RNA 3'-end processing. The record is from RefSeq and is a predicted model, not a curated record. Lineage: Eukaryota; Fungi; Mortierellomycota; Mortierellomycetes; Mortierellales; Mortierellaceae. Gene Ontology annotation, molecular function: nucleotidyltransferase activity. The transcript has 4 exons. Bases 286 to 1326 code for a protein of 346 amino acids.